AUGUCCACGGUACUAUCGUACGCACAUGCUGCAGGUGCUGCAAAUUCAUCGUAUGAUUUGAAGGAAAAUCAGGAAUCUUCUAAGGAAGAGUCCGCUUUUCUUCCAUCAGAAAAUACCUCUGAUAGUGUAUCUGUUCCUACGACUUCCGAACUCUUGACUCCCUCGAUUUCUUCGAAAUCAUCAAAAUCUGAGCAUGUCUCCGAGGAAGCCUCUGCGGAGCCGGAAUUAACAUCUAAACCGACUACCAAGGAUGAUACCGAGAAUUUUGUUUUGACACCUGUUGCUGCUGAUAAUGAUGAUGAUGACAAAAAAAAGAAGGUGGUAGAGAACUUGAAAUUUGAGCCCAAACAGGAGUCUGACGACUCUGAAGGGCCAAUUUUGUCUGAGAAAAUUCCCGAAACUAAGGAAACUAAGGAAACUAAGGAAACAGAGGAAAUAAAGGAAACUAAGGAAACUAAAAAGUUUGAUGAAGCCGAGGAUAUUAACGAGUCCAAGGAAACUAAAGUAACUAAGGAAACUAAGGAAACCACGGAGUCCAGGGAAACCACGGAGUCCAAAGAAACUAAGGAGUCUAAGGAAACUAAGGAAACUAAGGAGUCCAAGGAACAUUUCAAAAGAGCAAAGCUUGCUCCUGCUCCUCCACCUUCGACAAAUGCUUGGGGAACUACUCCUAAAGCUAAUCCUACUAGCAAAAGCCCAAUCAUUGAGACCAUUCUUUCGGAAAACAACACAAACUUGAGCUCUUCUCGUUUCAAGGCUCCUGCAGGGAAGGAGAAGUGGGUUCCUUUUAAAGCAUCUGUCGUUAUUGCCUCUGCUAAGAGCGGUGCUAGUAAUAGCAGCAGUGGAUCCGGAAAGUCUGCUUCUGGAAAGAAGAAAAACAAGAAGAAGUCGAGGGACCAAGAUAAGCGUGGAUCCAAGAGGCAAUCACAGCCGCAACAACAACAGCAGCAAAAAUCUGCUGCUCCCAAGCAACAUAAUAAGACCCAGAUCAAUGAGAAGGCUAUUGCUGGUGCCGCAGCAGUCGAAGCCACCGUAAAGGCCGCUACCGAGACUGUUGAGAAGAUUUUUGAUUCUGGGCUAGAGGCUUCUCCUGAGUCCGCUACUACUUCUGCUGCUGAUGCAGAUCCUAGUAUCCAUAGUUUCUCUGAAGGUACUCCCGAUGAGUCGGUCGUGGAACAGGGCAAAAAGCAUGGCAACUUAUACAAUCAGGAAAGUCCCAACAACUAUGGAUCUCAUGAACAUUACCAAGGCAAGCAGUACAGUGGGGCAGGUAAUAAGGGGUUCUCCAACAACAAUAGACCUUAUAACAAGCGUUCUGGAAACAAUGGUAAUGGCUCUGCAUCUCAAAAUGGUAAUACUUACCAGCAAAGGUCAUACAGAUCUCACAAUAGUCAGAACACUGACCAAAGAUAUGGUAACGGUGCCGUACCUUACUUGCCAUAUAACAGGCAAUAUUUUGUGCCGAUGAUGUACGUGAAUGGUAAUGGAAGUGCAGCGCCUGUCAAUGGUAGUGUUACAGCCCCUGUUGCAUCUACCACUAAUGUUCCUUCGGAUUCUUCUAACUCCACCGCUACAACCGAUUCAGGCAGCGUAACUGAUGCUGCCACUGCUUCUAAUAUGAGCGUGGGCAGUAAUGGAAGGCAUCAUAAUAACCGUCAUGGACGCAGAAAUAAUUUUGUGUCGCCUUAUAUGAUGCAGUCGUUGUAUCCUCCUAUGGGAUAUAUGCCUUAUGGUCAAUCAUAUGGUCCAAUAGUUUCUGCUCAGUCACCUGUUCCAUAUGCUGCAGAAGAUGGAAAAUCUUCUAAGGAAGCACAGCUGGAAAGUCUUGCCCGUCAAAUCGACUACUACUUCUCUCCUCAAAAUUUGAUCAAGGAUAUAUUUUUGAGGAAGAAUAUGAACGAUGAAGGUUUCUUGCCUUUGAGUGUGGUCGCUGGCUUUUACAGGGUGUCUGCUAUGUCGUAUAAUAAUGUUGACGCUGUGAUUGAAUGUCUUGAUAGAUGUCAAAACCUUGAAUACGGUGUGAUAAAGAAUGACAAGGAUGAAAAAACUUAUAAAUUGAGGCCUAUUGAGAACCCAUAUCAGUGGGUUCUGUCUGAAGAUCAGAGAACUGUUGCGGGACGGGACAAUGUCACACCAAAAACACAGUUGAAAAGUGAAUCUUCAAGGGCCACCGAAACCGUGGGAGAAGAUGCAGAGCUUACAUCCGAAGAAAAGAGAUAA
Molecule: messenger RNA, 2220 nt
Organism: Brettanomyces nanus
Lineage: Eukaryota; Fungi; Ascomycota; Pichiomycetes; Pichiales; Pichiaceae
Exons: 1
Coding region: 1-2220 (739 amino acids)
Molecular function (GO): RNA binding
Source: RefSeq, a predicted model, not a curated record